AAUAAGAACAAAUCCCCACAUAUAGUUACAGAUUAUAGACAUAAAAUCUGACCGAUCUUUAACUGUGACGCGUUUAAGUGUCUUUGUGUCAUUUCUAAGUUCAUAAACUUGUUCUCUAUAAAAUCAGGAAUGAGGAAUAAUAACAUAAUAAAUGGAUAUGACACAUUUAAACAGUCAACCAGGUUGAUUAACAGGAUAAAAUAAAUACAAGUCAAAGAAACAUAAUGGACUCACUAAAGACUGAAUUCUGUUGAAACCAUUUAUUGAUUUAAACACUUCUUAUUUAAAUAAAUGACUUUACAAACUAAAGUUUUCAGGAAGGGUGGAGACAGAUUUACCUGUAGCGGAGUGAAUCCGGAAGUAGCAGAAACUAAAGAGACAUAAACACCGAGUUUCUUCAUUAAUCCGGAGAGAAUGAAAAGAAUCCGUUUUUGUCUAAUUUAAACGCGCUCCUGGUUGUUCGUGUGACUCCUGGAUCCUGGUUCAGGUUCAGGUUCAGGUUCAGGAUCAGGGUGGGUCUGUCCUGGACUCCUCGGUCCAGCUGUAGCUUCAUAUCAUGUUUUAUUCACGGUCUCUUCUCCGCGUAGCCCCAGUCAGAGCAGCUCUGCUCGGAUGCAUUCAGCUCCGCACACCGAGGUGGAAUGAAGGUGAGUGAGUGCGCUGCGACCUUUUAUAUAGGUCCUGACGUCAGCGUCAACAUAUAAGGCGUAUUUGACAGUGAUGUCAGUGACGUCAGCGUCAACACCUUGAUAUAAAAGGAAGCGAGCCGUGAGCUGUAUGUGAGUCCUGCUUCAGUGCGGACUCUGCUUCUUUCUCCGGAGACUCCAGGGACGAUGAUGAUGAUGAAGAUGAUGAAGCCGAGAACUCUGCAGCUCCUCUCUCUGCUCCUGCUCCUCCUCCUGCUCCUCCUCCACUGGUCCACAGCGACAAACAGCCCCGGACACGGGUCAGAGGUCACCAGGGUGGUGGUGUUGGAGGGCAGGGACGUGGUCUUACCGUGUUCCCCGAGCCCCAGGGAGAACAUGGAGAGAGGCGUGUUUGACUGGAAGAAGGACGGCCGCGUGGAGGUCUUCUUCCACGAGGACGGGAAACAUUACAGCAACAACGGGCGCACGGGUCAAGACGAGCAGUUCAAAGGUCGGAUCUCACACUUCCCUGCAGAGCUGAGGUCUGGCAACACCUCCAUCACCAUCAGGAACACGAGGGUCACAGACAGCGGACACUACACCUGCACAUUCCCACGGCUCCACGGAGGACAGACCUUCAGCGUCGAGCUCGUGGUUGAGCGUACCUUUAAAGAUCGGUCAGGAGAAAUCCCAGGUGCGUCCCCAAAGCCGAUAACAAGGAUCCUGAACGUCACUCAGGACGGGGUUCUGGUGAAGUGUGAGGUCCGAGGAGCUUGUCCACAGCCUCAACUAGAGUGGAAGGACAGUGAUGGAGGAGUCCUUAAAGCUGAGGAGCCACAGGUUUCGAUCAGAGGAGGCCGUUACUACGCGUCCCUCAUCACCACUGUAACCAUGACGACCACCAGCCGCUUCCUCUGUGUCGCCAGGCAGGAAAACAUCAGCCAUGAGGUCCAGGAGGAGCUCUAUGUACCAGACAAACUGUUUGAGUCGUGCCGUGGAGGAGGAGGUGCAGGUUCAUGGAUGGGUGGAUGGUGUCUGGGGUUUGUGACUGUUGCUGCACCUCUAGUUGUGUUCGUAGCCUUAAAGAGACGACGUCAGAAAGGGACUCAGCAGUGAGGAGGUGACGGUGUUUAACUGUUUGAAGCAUGUGAUCCAGUGACUUUAAGGACCAGCACAACCACUGAGGAUGAGUUCCUCCGCCUUAAAAUACCUGAGAAAAACUGUACAAAAACUGCACAAAGAGCCGACAUCUGGAUCCAGCUGAGUUCCUUCACAUGUGUGAACCUUUCCACUCGUCUUUAUUUUCAUAACUCCAGUCUUUGUUUGUUUCGCACACGUUUUUUAUUUUAUUUUAUUUUUUUAACAGAACUCAUCCAAACCAUUGCAAACCAUUGCAAACAUUAAUCACGCAGUUAUCAACGCUACACACACACACACACAACAAAUUACCUCUACACACCAGCUGGUUGCUGCAUCCUCCCUUCGCUCCCUCAACACUGAAGGCCUCAUGUCCUCCCAGCUGAUUCCCAGUGUUAAUGUGUGGGGCCAUUAUUGUAGCAAAAGUGUUUGCAAACGUUUAUUUCAAUCCACAAAUGUGUAAAAUAAAUUUAAAACGUGUAUAUUUAUUAAUGCUAGACUCCUGCCGCAGAAGAUCCACAAACGUGUAAACUAAAGUGGAGAAUUGUUGUGUGCCUCCGUAGCUAUACCGCUCCAUACCACCAGGGGGCACCACUGACAGAGGCCACCGCUACCGGGGCUGGUUGGACAGACUUUAUGGCUGCGAUGAACGCUCCAGGUUUACACGUUUAUGGAUCAAAAUACACAUUUGGAAAUACUUUUGCUACAAUCACAUAAUAAACCGCUGACCUGAGCUCAGUCCUGGUGCUGGUGGAGCUGCGUGGAUCAUCAGGGAUCAUCAGGGACACGUCCUCUCACAGACAAGGUUUUAUCUCGAUCAUCUCUGUCUGAUGUGGUGAACGUCAGGAGCUGUGGACGGUUCGAUGCCACAAAACUGGACGUUAUUAGGAGCUGAUUUAAUACUCAGACUGUUAUUGAGCAGACUGAAGGAGAACAAACCACACAACAGCAACACAAUGAAAACCACGUGACGACAAUAGUAAGAUUAAGAUUAAGAUCAAAUGUUACAGCAACACAACAGUUACCAGAAAGAAAUGAAAGAAUUAAAGAAAUGAAAUAGGACAAGAAGAAGUGUGGGUGAAAAUGACCUGGUGUUUGUGGGUUGAUGCCAGUUUUUAGUCCCGCGGGACUCACCACACCUGGUUUAUAUAAAGAAAUUAUAUAUAUAUAUGUAUAUAUAUCCAAUCAGCCACAAAAUCCAAAAAAUCAGCUGCUGAGUUUUGUACUAUUUAUAAUUAUUUUUAUUUGUAUGUAAAGAUCUUUGUAAUGUCUGAAAGCUGCUGUACAAAUAAAUACUAAUUUAUUUGUUUAUUUAUUAUAAAAAAACAAAUAAACAAACA
This is a messenger RNA of Mugil cephalus (flathead mullet), 3103 nucleotides long. Its product is annotated as putative selection and upkeep of intraepithelial T-cells protein 1 homolog. Bases 834 to 1742 code for a protein of 302 amino acids. The transcript has 6 exons. NCBI's taxonomy places the organism in Eukaryota, Metazoa, Chordata, Actinopteri, Mugiliformes, Mugilidae. The record is from RefSeq and is a predicted model, not a curated record.